Molecule: messenger RNA, 5332 nt
Organism: Diabrotica balteata
Lineage: Eukaryota; Metazoa; Arthropoda; Insecta; Coleoptera; Chrysomelidae
Source: the annotation of a GenBank genome assembly
AAUUGCAGUAUUGUGUCAAAACCAAGCAAAUUCCAAAAAUGUGUGUUGGUUUCUAAAAAUUAUUACUUAGAUUAUAUUUAUUGACUGAAACUGUGAAGCAUAUGCAGAAUUUUUAAUAAUUGGAAUUCACUUAUUAUCAGUCCGUAACUAUUAUAAGUAAUGGGUAAUGUACACGCUUAUUCCUCUAACCCUCCUCCACCACCUCCACCAAGUACAACCUUCCCUAGGAAGAAGGAUACUGAUCCUGCAGCUAGUCCGCCGGAGGUGAUUGAAAAUCCUGGUCCAUUGGAAGAGAUUCAUUCAAAGUGUAAAAAUGUUUUUCCCACAUGUUUUGAAGGUGCUAGAGUUAUGCUUACAAGAGGUCUUAGUAAUCACUUCCAAAUAUCCCACACAAUAAAUAUGAGCUCUGUUACACCCAGUGGAUAUAGAUUUGGAGCCACUUAUGUGGGAACAAAACAGAUAUCUCCAACAGAAGCAUAUCCUAUAUUGCUGGGUGAUAUUGAUCCCUCAGGGAAUCUGAAUGCCACUAUUAUACACCAGAUUCAGCCAAAUCUGCAAGCCAAAUUUGGAGCACAGGUACAGAACUCAAAAUUUCAAGUAGGUCAGUUAACAAUGAAUUAUAAGGGUUCUGAUUAUACUGCUAGUUGUACAGUAGCCAAUCCUGAUGUAAUUAAUAGUUCAGGAAUAGUUGUUCUACAUUAUUUACAAGCUGUAACAGCUAAGUUGGCACUAGGAACUGAGCUUGCCUAUCAAAGAGGACCAAGUAUUCCAGGUGGAGAAAUAGCAUUAUUAAGUGCAGCAGCUAAGUAUUCAACUGAGAACACACAAAUAUCAGGCACAUUAGGCGUACAAGGCGUUCAUCUAUGUUACUACCAAAGAGCUAGUAAGCAGUUACAAAUCGGAGUUGAAUUAGAGGCUAAUCAUAGAAUGCAAGAAGCUGUGGCAUCUGUUGGUUAUCAAGUGGAUUUACCAAAAAGUGAAGUAGUAUUUAAAGGUCACAUCGAUUCAAAUUGGUCGGUGGGCGCAGUUCUAGAAAAGAAAUUAACUCCUCUACCAUUCACGUUAGCUCUUAGUGGGUUAAUGAACCAUAAUAAAAAUCAAUUCAGACUCGGGAUUUCAAACAGAUCAUCAACAAAGCCACAUCAAUAUGAACCAAGAAUCAGAAUCAUUUGGGAACUCAAUGAAUGAGCACAACCAGGUAAAUACAGUACAGAUUAAUUCAACGCAGCUCAUCUUCAGUAGUUCUAAAUUCAAGCGCCAAUCAACAAUCAGAAGUUUUAUUAGCAACAGCAGUUAUAGAUAUUUUUGACCAUUCAGGUAAUACAUUUGAAGCAAGGGCAUUACUUGAUUCAGGAUCACAAUAAAAUUUUAUCACAGCACAUCUUUGCAAAAAUUGAAACUUGAUAAGUCGUGUAUAAAAAUACUAGUAUCAGGUAAAAAUGACAAAAUAACUCAUAUAAACCAUUCGGUGACUGCAAAUAUCAAAUUUCGAGUAAAUGCAUAUUAGAUUGACAGUUCUUUUUUAGUUAUAGGUAGAUAAAAUUACUGAAAAAUUACCUACAGUGAAUCUUGACAGAAAUGAAUUUACUAUACUAGAAAAUGUAACUUUAGCAGAUGAAACAUUUUAUAAACCAGGGAAAAUAGAUAUUUUAUUAGGUGACUCUAUAUUCUAUGAUUUAUUAUGCAUUGGACAAAUUCCACUUUUCCACAGAUUUUUACCAAUUUUACAAAAAAAAGCUACAUAGGUUGGGUUAUUACUGGGAAUGUUCCGUUUUAUUCAAAUAAACCAACCUUCACUGUCAACAACCUCCAUGAUCAGCUCAAACAAUUUUGAGAAAUAGAAAAUAUUGAUAAAAUAAAAUAAAUGUCUAACUAAAGAAGAAGAAUCAUAUGAAAAGGAAUAUCAGACAUGUUUUCAGAACAAUCAAGAAGGAUAAAUUGUUGUUCCACUGUUAGCAAAAGACAACAUACAGAAUUUAGGAGACCUUAUUUCAAGAGGAAUAGACUCAAAAACAUUAUGAACUUCUUCCUUGUGGUGGCAUGGACCUUCAUGGUUAUCAGAAGGUGAAGACAACUGGCCUAUACCAAAAUUUAAAUCAGUAAAUAAUUUGCCAGAAAAACGACCUAAAUACCAGUUAUCAGCUCAUGUUAAACAAAGGGAAUCAUUUAGUAUAAUCCAAAAAUAUUCUUCAUUCUUAAGAAUAUAAAGAAUAAUAGCAUUACUUUUAAGAUUUGAAUAUAACUGUUCUAAUAAAUUAGACAAAUAUUGUGGUCAAAUUUCUAUAACAGAACUGGAAGUCAGUUUAAAUACUAUUGUAAAACUUGUACAGAAUGAAUGUUUCCAAUCUGAAAUUUCACAGAUUUUGAAAGGUAAUACAGUCAAAAAGAAUAGCAAUCUUAUUUCAUUUAAUCCAUUUCUUAAAGAUGGUAUUCUCAGAGUUGGUGGUAGGAUCAAAAAUGCAGAUUUUUAACUUUUUCUCAAAGACAUCCAAUACUUUUAACUUCAGACCAUCACAUUACUACUUGUAGCAUUUUGGAUGAACAUUAUAAAAACUUACAUGCUGGUCCACGACUAUUGUUAUCAACAUUGAAAACUAGAUUUUGGAUAUUAUCAUGUUUAACUACAGUAAAACGAAUUUUAAAAAAGUGCAUUGUAGAGGUAAACCAUUGACUAUCUCAUCAGACAAUGGCACAACUUUUGUGGGGACUAAUAAUCAAGUCAAAGUAAUGUACGAUUUAGUACAGAACUCCAGAACAGAAAUUAACAGCUUUUUACAGUAGAAUCAAUAAAGUGGUAGUUCAUUGCUGCUAGAUCACCACAUUAUGGGGGAAUUUGUGAGGAAGCAGUCAAAUCAUUUAAAUUUCAUCUUAAAAGAAUUGUGGGAAAUCAUAUAUUUUCAAGCAUGUCAAUUCCAGACCUUAACUUCUUUAUCCUCUAACCCAGCAGAUUUUCAACCUUUGACCCCUGGUCAUUUUUUAACAUUUUCACCAUUAACAACAUUUCCUGAGCCAGACCUACGAAUAGUUUUUUAUUAGUCAACAGAAUAUUUAACUCAACUUCAGUCAAGAUCCAAAUGGAGGACUGUUAGCAACCAAGAAGUGAAGAUAGAUCAGCUAGUGUGUCUUAGAGAAGACAAUUUAUCACCUUUACAGUGGAAGUUAGGACGCAUUUCAAUGGUACAUCAAGGCAGAGACAAUAGAAUAUGUGUUGUGAUAAUAAAAACAAACCAUGGUGAAGUGACAAGAGCUCUCUCACGCGUGUGCAUAAUAUUACUAACAGACAUUUAAGUUCGUUUCUAUGCUUUUAUGUAAUAUACUGGGCAAUUAUGACCCUUUAUUGUAAUUUAGCUUAUUGUUUUUUCUUGUUUUAUUUUUGUAUUUUAUAUAACCUAACAACGAACGGUAGAACACAUUUUUGUAUAAUACCUUGUGAAUUCGGAAAUUUUUAUUUAGUGGAAAAUUCAAUAGUAAUGAGAUUGAUCUCUAGUCUAAAUCCAGCCCUUAAGCGUGCAAGAUGAUUAGGUUUUUCUGUGGAUAGAAUGGGAGAAUUAUGAAUUAUAUAUUCAAUUUGAAAGAUGUGCAGUUUCUGUAUUAUCUCAGGUUCUGAACAUAUCAGUAUGUCGACCUCUAAUACGCUAUCCCAGUCUGGAGUAGAGCGAUUGAAAAAGAUGGUAUAACUUUAAAGAGACUCAUGGUGCGUGUGGACAUAACUAGUCUGCUGCGGGUAGCCUGUGGCUAUAGGACCGUUUCAGCUGCCGCUCUGUAGGUGGUCACCGGUUGUGUUCUCUUGCAUGUAUUGUCAGAUGAGUAGGCCAGCGUUCACAGUCCAUAGCUUCAGUUCAUAGGUAAAGCUUAGGCCAAGAGAUUAGUCUCAAUCGACCAGUGGCAGGAAGAGUGGGAGGCAAUACGUGAUAUGGCGCAGUGUUGAGGGAUAAGUAGUGUUAGACACAGAUCCACAAAGUACUCCGGCACUUUUCUUGUGUAAAAAUGGUUUCAAUAAAAUUGGCUGAAUCUUUGCAGAGAGGUAGCUUUGGUAAUGCUGAUCAAAAGUUGUCAUUGUCCCAAGACUAAGAGGUUAAAAAUCAGUUUUUAGUCCAUUUGAAUAAUACGUUUUCUUUAUAAAAUUUAAAAAGUUACAAAAACUUCUUUGAAAAAAGACAUAAAAGACAGAACAUUGGCCUCCACAAAAACACAUUAAAAAAAUGUGUUUAUGGUACGCGUGUAAGAACCCAACCAUUUGGUUUGAGUUGAAGUGGCAGACAGUCUUGAUCGAAGGCAUCCGCACUAUAGAUACUCUCAUCAAAUUCCCAAUCUCCUAAUACCUUCUGUUCUGAUCUUCCAUCCUUGUGCCCAAUGUUCACUGCCUUAUUUCCUCAUCCUCAUAUACCAUCUAAAACACACUGUCCCGGUUGAGAGAAGUAUGGUUGAGGAUUCAGGUUCUGCCUCCUCUCUGACAAAGGUAUUCAUACUAUCCUUAUUCACGAUAACUCAAUCAUUCUUCGCAACACACUAACUCAGACAUCAUCUCAUAUGUUCACAACCUUUUUUCUGAACAUCAUGAAGGAAAAUCUGCAUGCAGACACCUGUGACCCAGGUAAUGUUGGGUUCCCAAUACCCUAACAAAGUUGUGCCAGGACGAGAUGCUUGACGUAGUUAGACCUUUGACACUUUAUUCCGCCACUUUGACACCACUCCGAAACAUUCGGUGUCCAACUAAAAACUUCUCCUCUGUCACUCCAAACAUUAGGAUGGAACCGCUGUUAAGGCAUAGCAUCUCUCCUAAUGCCCUGCGAUCACCCGAUUCCCAUGCUUUCUCCCAUUCAUCAGAAAAACUACACCCGCACGAACCACUACCUGUCUUACGACCCGUCCCUCUCCCUUUUUAUUUCGACCUGCGACAGUUAGAACCUCACUGAGCGAGGUGCAACUCGCUCGUUUUAGGAUUCAGUUGACAGUUCUUUCUCCUAUAGUUAUUUUGAGAGCAGCUUCCUGAUAAAGAACCACGGCACUUUUUUAUUUAAACGUAGUUUCAGUUAAAUUGGUUGAAAAUUUGUAUAAAGGCAGCUUUGGCCAUGCUGAUCAAAAAUUCUCAUUGUCCCACGGCAUAAAAAUCAAUUGUUUGUUACAGUUACAGCGGUCCAAAGUGUCGGUUUUUAGUCCAUUUGGAUAAUAAUACAUAUAAUAUACAGAGUUAUACAUAAGUGCAACAAAAUUCAGGGAGUGAUUCUGCAUGAAAAAAUAAUUGUAAUGUAUUCUUCGUUUAAUUUUGAAAAAAAAAUCUUUGUUCUAUUUUUAUAUGAGGCGCCAUUUUUAUGCAAAAAAUAAACAUCUU